CCGCUUGAUUGGGCGGUUUACUUCGCCGCUGAUUGGCCGAGAUCCCGGAGAGACGGUGUAGAGCUCGGGGUGGCAUAAAAGGGCAGAAGUACCAGGGUCGCAGGGUUCAAGAUGGCUCCGGCCUCCUUGGGUGACGUAGAGGGGAGACCUUGGGUCCGCCCCUCCCUCUUGGAGAAGCGGGGAGCAGAGCUGGGGCUAGCCCGACGUGUGGAUGGUGCGGCCGUCGGUCUGUGGCGCUGCUGUUAACCCCGCUCUCUCGGUUGGACGACUCAGCCUCUCUAGGUGAUUCUCACGGCAGGACCGAGCCAAAGGCUCGCCGCUGUGAUGUGACACGGCAGACCACAGUGGACCUCCGUCCUAAACCUUAAGAGCAGGAAAGGACUGGUUCCACCCCCUUAUGAGUGGGCGCCCAAAGACCAGAGCCCGACUCUUAGGUGACCCGCCGCCGCAGGAUGGUGUAGAUCCGCCCCUUGCUUGUAAUUUGCCCUGCAGUGAUUUGGAUCUUCUUCCUGGCUGGACCGCUGGCAGCUUGGGCCUUUCCUACACUCAGUGACCCUCACUGUGGCCCAAGGCCCAGAAUUAGGUAACAGUCCUCUCACUACCAAGGGAUCUCUUCAUCAAGUCAUGUAAAUCAUCCAGGGCAAAGGUGUCCAUGGGCGGGCGACAAUAACAGUCUAGCUAAGGAUUGUCCAAUACCUUGAUUAAAAGGCCCUGUGUGACUGAGGAAUAAAGAAAGGUGAGAAGCUGGGACUCUCGGGUACGGAGAAGCGAAGAUUCUGGAGUGUCGAAGAGGUUUAGAUGCUCAAGUGACUAUGGAGGUAGGAGUAUGGAGCCGUCCAGAGUAUGAGGAAGAGGGAAGGUUUGGCCAGUCGGAUACACGGCUCAUCCCGUCACUCCAUCACCCGUAGGAAGCAGUGUUUUAUUGCUCAAAUUCCAUCGAAAGGAAGGACUUAAGAUUCUUACAAGGCUCAAACUCUGGGUACUCCUCCCCCAGGCUCUCACGUGCUGCUAUUGCAAGCAUACCCCCCACCAAAGCCAGCAGCCAGCUUGUGUGUCGAGGGGAGGGGUUGCCUCCGACUGGGUGAAUGAAGAACUAGGAAAGUACGUAGGCAAACAAGCUUGAAAGGGAGAGAAAGGUCAGAGGGCCCCUUUAUCUUUAAAGACCUAAGGUGGGUGGAGGAGAUGGACACCCGGGACAAAGGGCAAGCGGACAGAAAGCUGGAGAGCUAUUCAGGGAAAGCCGGAGUCCUGGACAAAAAAAGGUGAACCCGAUGCUUGAACCCAGAAGGUGACUAGAAUGGAGCUGUGGCCCGGGGCCUGGACGGCGCUGCUGCUGCUGCUCCUCCUGCUGUCCACCCUGUGGUUCUGCAGCUCCAGUGCCAAGUAUUUCUUCAAGAUGGCCUUCUACAACGGCUGGAUCCUCUUCCUGGCUAUACUCGCAAUCCCCGUGUGCGCCGUGCGAGGACGCAAUGUCGAGAACAUGAAGAUCUUGCGUCUGAUGCUGCUCCACAUCAAAUACCUGUAUGGGAUCCGAGUGGAGGUGCGGGGGGCUCACCACUUCCCUCCCACGCAGCCCUACGUUGUUGUGUCCAACCACCAGAGUUCCCUCGACCUGCUUGGAAUGAUGGAGGUACUGCCAGAUCGCUGUGUGCCCAUUGCCAAGCGUGAGCUACUUUGGGCUGGCUCUGCCGGGCUGGCCUGCUGGCUGGCAGGAGUCAUCUUCAUUGACCGGAAGCGCACAGGAGAUGCCAUCAGUGUCAUGUCUGAGGUGGCCCAGACCCUGCUCACCCAGGAUGUGAGAGUCUGGGUUUUUCCUGAAGGAACGAGAAACCACAAUGGCUCCAUGCUGCCCUUCAAACGAGGCGCCUUCCACCUUGCAGUCCAGGCCCAGGUCCCCAUCGUCCCCAUCGUCAUGUCCUCCUACCAAGACUUCUACUCCAAAAAGGAACGGCGCUUCACCUCGGGACGAUGUCAGGUGCGGGUGCUGCCCGCAGUGCCCACAGAAGGGCUGACACCAGAUGAUGUCCCAGCUCUGGCAGACAGAGUCCGGCACUCCAUGCUCACCGUCUUCCGGGAGAUCUCCACUGAUGGCCUGGGUGGUGGCGACUGUCUGAAGAAGCCUGGGGGAGCGGGCGAGGCCCGGCUCUGAGCUCCACCCGUCCUCCCCUUCCUCCUCCCCGUACCUCUGACCCGGGGCCUGGGGCAGGACCAGGCCCUCCUCCCGGGUCCCCACUCCCUACUCUCCCUUUGGAAUCCUCAACUUCUGAAGUGAAUGUCACUCCGUGCUCUCUCCCUGCCCCACCUGUGGACUCUCCUGUGUGGGUGCAGUCUCCACUCGGAGCCCACCUGCCAUCUUGUCUUGUGGGACAGUUGCUUCCCCUCAUCUCAAGUGGCUCAGCCGAUACAAGGGUGGGAGACAUGCCUCCCCAGCCCUUCCCCACUGGUCUCUUUGUGGCCUUCUCUCCCUCUCUGCCCUACACUGGACAGUGGACUCAUGCGUUCUGUGGGACAUCCAUCCUUCACCCCCAAGUCCACAGAGUGACUGGGCUCAUCUUCUCGUGAGGACUCCUCAUCCUGUGGCUGGAAGCUGAACCUGACACUCCUCACAGGCUCACCUGGGGACUGCCUCGGCACCAUCACCCUCAAUGGGGCUGUCACCCUCAAUGGGGCUGGCUCUUGUAACUCAGAGGUCUCGUCCCUGCCUGUGCCAGGGGCUGAGCACACUCCAGAUUCCAAUUUCUGGUCCCCCUUGCCUUCCCCCUGCCCUGGGUAGUGGUCUUCAGGGUCCUGGCCCAACACCGUCUAACCAAAUUCUGGAGAGGACGACGCCAGAAGCUGCUCUCUGCUCCCUGGAGCCUUAGAGAACCUGACCCAGCAAGAGGGAGAGGAGGGCGCUUAAUUUAUUUCUUUUUUCUUUUGAGGUACCUCCCUCUCUGAGCCAAUUUUCAUUUCCUCCCAGUGGCAUUGGCCACCCCCUGCCUCCCACUCUAGACCCAUUCCUAAAGCCCAGGAGGUAGGCUGGGGGAAGAAGGAACAGGCGGGAUCCAGUUUUGUGUGGUUGGUUUUUAUUAUCUGGAUAACAGCAAGCAACUGAAAAUAAAAAGAAAGAGAGACGCGG
Molecule: messenger RNA, 3118 nt
Organism: Grammomys surdaster
Lineage: Eukaryota; Metazoa; Chordata; Mammalia; Rodentia; Muridae
Gene: Agpat1
Product: 1-acylglycerol-3-phosphate O-acyltransferase 1
Exons: 7
Coding region: 1298-2149 (283 amino acids)
Biological process (GO): phosphatidic acid biosynthetic process
Cellular component (GO): endoplasmic reticulum; membrane
Molecular function (GO): 1-acylglycerol-3-phosphate O-acyltransferase activity
Source: RefSeq, a predicted model, not a curated record